AUGCCCGUCUUUCUUGAGCAUGUGGAUGCAUGUCUCCCAAUAACAGCCCUGAAGGUGUUCCAGUGCCAUGGCCGUACCUUCAUUUUUGAGGGGCAGGGACCAUAUUUCCGAGUGAUCGAUGAACAGACGGGCGAUGUCUCUGCCCAAGUCCAGGCAUUCAAGCGCAACCAUGUGCACGGCUUUAUCAUCAUUCCGUGCCCACAGAGAAGCCAAGAUAGCUUGCACUGCGGCUCUGUCAUGGUUUGGGGUGGAAAAUCUCUUAGGGUUAUCGAUGUCUCCAUUGACCGCAAUUAUCAAGUCACACUGGCCGUGUCUAGCGCCGAGUUCCACACCGCAGACUGGAUUAUGAGCGGAUGCGCUGCUAUCGCAGGACAGCUCAAUACAGCGUUCUUCAUCACCGCAAACAAUGCACUUCUAAUGACCAAAGUUGAAGACAGAAAAUGUUCUCAGUAUAGUAUGAGAAUCUGCAUUUACCAACUUGCAACGAGUGUGAAGUGCAUCUUGUAUGCUGCUGACCUCGUAGCUCUUUCCCCUUCUCAUGUCCUGAUUGCCUCGGGAACUGCGUUUGGUGAGAUUGUUGUUUGGUCUUGUUUUAUCACAGAUAGUGAACCGGGUCAACUCAAGGCAGCGGGUUCCAUCCAUCACUACUUUACUGGCCAUGAUGGGUCUGUAUUUGGAGUGCGAAUCUUCCCGAAUAUCUCAUCCUUGAACGGUGGUCGCUCUGGCAGGUUGCUGGCAAGCUGCAGUGAUGACCGAACCGUCCGAAUUUGGGAUAUCACCGACUGUGAGACCAAGUCUCUUCAUGACCCAUCCGCCUACUCUACAGAUGGCUUUGAACUACGGACCACUGGGUAUGGCAGUGGUCUUGGAUCUGAGUCAUGCGUUGCGAAAGCUUUUGGACAUUCUGCCCGUAUCUGGAGCGUAAAUAUAUGCUCGUUUGAGGAGAGUAAUCCAAACACCCUAGGUCUUGUGUCUCGAGGCGAAGAUCGGACCUGUGUGGUGUGGGAACUCAGCUGGGAGAUUCCGGCUCCUGGUGUCACAAAGUAUCGACUUCGGGAGAUGUCUUCAGCUGAACUACAUGUGGGAAAGCACAUCUGGGCUCUUGAUCUCCGUGAGCAGGGUGAAGAGACGAUUAUCUAUACUGGCGGUGCUGAUGGAGCUUUGAAAAGCUUCAAAGUCAACAAACAUGUGGUUUCUCUCUUGAAGUACAACACUCCAGGCCAAAAUGACUCUCCGAUUCAGAAGAAGUCUUCGGACCCAGAUGCACCCAAAACGAUUGAUUUUGUCUCUUCGGAUUGUCUCAUUGCUUGCUCUUUGCGCAGCGAGAUACGUCUUGGACACGUGAGCUCGGUGGAUAAUACAAGUGUGACGUGGGAGACGCUUUGCAGUGCAGAAGAUCUUCGGUCAUACUCCCUGAUUGCUGGCGUUCCUCGGCAAGGAAUAGCUUUGAUAGCCAACUCACAGGGAUUGGUCAGGCUAUACAGUCACAGCACCAGAUUGAUCACUCACUUGGUGGAUCUAGGUAGGCGGCCUCGGAGCAUUACAAUUGCCCACGAACAGAUGCCUUCCGACCACAUUUCGGUUAUUGUGGACUACUUCGCCGGUGAGGAAGCCACUUUGGUGACUGUCACAGGGUGGAACAGCACCUGCCCGCGAACCGAUACGAUACCCUUCCGUCUCCCAAAAGCACCAUAUAUCAUAACUGCGGCUUGUUUGAUGUACAAUGGCAAAUACUUGCUCCUUGGGUCCGAGCUCGGAGGUCUGGCAGUGUACCAGGUUGCAGGCCUUGGUUUGUCUUCCAACCCAUUGGUGGACAAGAGACGAAUCCAUGGCCACGAAGGCACCACUUGUAUUCGACCUGUGAAACCAGCCGCGGUAGAGCAGGAAUACGUAUUGACGUGUGGACGUGAUGGGAAUUACUGUUACCACGAAUUACAAGUGGGCAAGGGUGAGAGUGAUACCGUCUUCCUCGAGACACUUGAUCAGACCUCUUCAGGUCUGGGCCACGACCUGUGGGGUAUUUACUUGGAAGAAACAACUGGCGAUCUCAUGACAUACGGAUUUCGAUCGCAAAAUUUCGUAUUGCGAAACGAAACAAGACAACAAGACGUCAUAUCCAUAGCCUCGGGCGGUAGCCGCAGGAUCUGGUCAUACCAAUUCAGCACCGACACCAGCAAGCCUUCGCUGGCCUGGCUCAUAAAAUCCCAUUUGCAAGUUAAACGCAUUCCAACCGACAUCUACCGUUCCAUUCGGGCCGGUGGACAUGGACGAGAAAUAAGAACUAUGGAUGGACUGAGCACUAUUCGAGGAGGAAGAUCGUUCUUUGCUACUGGAGCAGAGGAUACCAUCGUACGCAUCUUUGCGGCAUCCGGCCAAGCAAUCCAAGGCCCUUGGGGUUCAUUCAAGUGUCUGCGCAUUUUGGACAAGCAUAGGUCGGGGAUUCAGCAAGUAAGCUGGUCAAAGGAUGGUGACUUCCUUUUCACCAGUGCUGGACAGGAGGAGCUUUUUGUGUGGGGAGUUCGCUGGAUCCCCUCGUUUGAUAUGUGCAUCAAAAUGGUGGCAGAGUGCCCGAAGAGUAUGCCAGACUCUGAAAUGCGGAUCACAAGUUUUGACUUGGUGGAAGUGGAAGAACCUAAUGCUGAAAAGGCAUUCCUUCUCUGUUUGGCACUGUCCAACUCCACGAUUAAGAUCUUCCACUUCUCACCCUCCGCAAACUUCAGAUUUACGCUGUUGGCUCAGGCCGCAACUGAUGGCUACUUCACCUUCUGGGAUUUGACCGACACACUCGAGUCAUUCUAUGACAUCUCUUCAUCGAGCCUCAAAGCAAAACGGUCGUUUGAAGAUUCUUCUAUCGUACCCGUGGAUAUUACCUGUGAAAGCAGGUAUCAAGUCCAUUCCAAUAGCAUUAAAGCAAUGGAGCUGGUGCCUCUUUCUGAUACAGCCACUGUCAUUUUGACUGCAAGUGAUGACAGCUCAAUAGCUGUUUCACUUUUGAGGAAACACUCCGAUACCAAUGAGACUGGUGCUGACGCGCAUGUGUCUACCGUCUCUGUCCCAGAUGCCCAUGCAGCAUCAGUGACAGCCCUGAAGGUUCUGUUCCCAGGGGAAGUUACACCAACUACCUCCGGACCACAAGUCCCGAGACUUACUUUUGUGACUUCUGGCAAUGACCACCGCGUGAAAUUUUGGUCCAUCACAGUGGAUCCUACAAAACAGGGUACAGAAAGGGUUAUCGUGGAGUUUUUGUUGGACAGAUAUAGUGCCGUGGCUGAUAUCGCUUCCCUGAGUUUCCUGCGAGAUCCUAUUUCUCAGGGUUGUUCUGACUCCCAUUUGGGAGAGCAAAUACAAGGAAAGCUACUCGUCGGCGGGGCGGGGAUGGAAAUGUUAACAACCAGGUUGUUUUGA
Molecule: messenger RNA, 3405 nt
Organism: Penicillium daleae
Lineage: Eukaryota; Fungi; Ascomycota; Eurotiomycetes; Eurotiales; Aspergillaceae
Product: tRNA (34-2'-O)-methyltransferase regulator RTT10
Exons: 4
Coding region: 1-3405 (1134 amino acids)
Biological process (GO): tRNA methylation
Cellular component (GO): cytoplasm
Molecular function (GO): protein binding
Source: RefSeq, a predicted model, not a curated record